This is a messenger RNA of Rhinolophus ferrumequinum (greater horseshoe bat), 1511 nucleotides long. It is a transcript of the gene FAM228A, whose product is annotated as family with sequence similarity 228 member A. The record is from RefSeq and is a predicted model, not a curated record. The transcript is spliced from 5 exons. NCBI's taxonomy places the organism in Eukaryota, Metazoa, Chordata, Mammalia, Chiroptera, Rhinolophidae. The coding region runs from base 146 to 784 and encodes 212 amino acids.
GGCGGUGAGGGGUCGGCCCCGGGCGCCCCCCAACCCCGGCGGUCCCGCGGCACCACUUUCCGAGCCCAAAGGCCUUGCUUUGCCGCUGUCACCUCCUCACUGAGUCUCCUCAAUUUGCUCUCUCCCCUCAGGGAUUCUGUUACCGAUGGCGGCCACGAAAACGUCGACCUAUGGUGAACAUUUCAGGCCAGAAAAAUUAAAAGAAUGGCCAGAGCCCGAGUCAGUUGCUUUAAUGGAGGAAAUUAUAUUUGGAGACCUGUAUGAUCCUGAAGUAUACAAUCCUUUUAAUAUGACAAAAAAGGACCCACAUUACGGAAAGGUUACAGUCCCACCAUUUUGUGAUCCUCUGUUUAGAAGACAGCAAGAGAUAGAUGAAGAGAAGAGAGCUAUUUUUCAAUAUAAGACAGGAAAACAGUAUACUUCAAAACAAUUUAAAGAACUAGAGAAGGCUAGGGUGGAUGCCAAACUGCCCCAGUUCACGUUCACUGCACACAGUGUGAUUCCAAAAGAGCGUCAUAACGCUUCUGCGAGAGCUGUGAGGCGGAAACCUCCGAGUAAAUGCAGUCCUGAAAACCCUAUCUGUGCCGAAAAUAUAUAUUUGCCUGAUAAAGAGACUACCACCCUAAGUCAGACUGUUUUUGAAAGGCAGUUUCAUUCCUCGAAGCUCAACCAGGAAAACAAAAGGGAUGAAAAGAAGGGUUUGGUGAGCGAAGAUGUGGGGAGAGCAGGGCUGUCACAAUUUGACAACACCCACGAGCCAGCAGGCGCUGAUUUCAGAAUCUGACAGAGCCCUCCCUCUUAGAGGGGCUCCCAAGGGCAGAGCAGGCAGGAGCCAAAGAAGGGAUGAAAAAGAGGAGGCAGAGGAGGAUUGAUUCUAUGCAGCAGAAAUGGUGGGGUGCCUCUGGACUCACGUGUGCUGCCUAGACACGGAGCCCUUCAGCAGGGGAGCCUUGCAUGAGGAAACUCAGAAAAGGAGCAGACUCUGGGACCCUGGACCCCACUUUUGGGGACUGUGGCUGUACAAGGUGAGGGAAAACCUGGCCAGAGGGGAUCUGCCCUCCAAGAUUUCCUCAGCUCUUUUUCUCUUCUGCCAUUUUCUACUAUUUACUACUUAUCAUAUUCAUACCACACCAAAAGUUUUGUUACUUACUUAUUACAUCCACACCAGACCAAAAGUUUUGUUCUCCUUAGUUCAGUCACAACAGGUAGGAAUCUUUUGAAAUGAAAUUAAUACUAAAAAAAAUUAGGGCAGAAUGAUCGUUUAGCUCUAUAGAAGGUAUUUUAAAUGCAGGAAUUUUCCAUGCACACAUUUCUUAUCCAGAGCUCCCAGACUGGUGGGCAGAGCUUACCUACCGCUCAUGGUCUGUUUCUCCUCCCAUCCUGUCUUCCACACCCUGUACCCUAAAGCCUGAGAGUUAGCGUGCUUCCAGGGAAGGCUUCACGGUGCUUGGCAGGUAAUCGGCUGGUGACCUGUUUUGGGCACACAGUGGAUCACUGCAUUUCUCCUUUCC